AUGUCGGAAACCUCACAUCCAUCUCGCGAUCCAAAAAAUCUCAGCGAACCAUUCGCAGUCAUCGAAUUUCUCGAGAAAAACGAAAAAGGGCUACCAUGCAUUGAUUUGGUGCCGAAAAAAUGGUUUAAUAGUGCAGAAGAAGACACCUGUAAAUUCCCACCGACAACUGAAUAUCAUCUACUUGACGACUACUUGGAAAAAUUGCACUCGCCCAAGGACUCUUGGCAAAGUUAUCCAUUUUGCUUCAUCACCGGAGCAGCUGAUUUGGAUCAGGGUCGCAGAAGAUUAAAAAAGGCCCAAGUAACUCUCAACUGUGAGACAACCGAUGGUGAAAAUGAUCGAAAGGGGGGGAGGUCCGAAACUUCCUCGAAAGCAAAAAUUUCAGCAAAACCCUUAACUGCAUCAAAGUCUCAACUAAACAACAUCUUUAGUACUAAAAUCCCGAUUCCACCUAGAAAUCAAACUCCAAAGUCUGGUAUACAAGCAAAACCAAAGACAAGAUUUCAAAGCAUUUACCAGAGUGGAUCUGACUCUGAAGACGAAAAUCAUGAUUGUCUUAUAGCUAAUCCUGAGGAGAUUCGAGCCUCAAAGGCUCAAAAUAAUUCUGGCUUUUUGCAAAUGUCGAGUAAAUCGCGAUCUGUACCAACAGGUGCAUGUUUAUCAUUUAAACAGCGGUCAAGGAAGAAUAUUACUUUGCUUAAAGACGUCGAAACUGAUGAAUCUGAGAGCAAUGAUUCCUCCGAUGGAAUUCUGCAGUCACCUACAAAAUCGAUGGACUCAGCGAGAAAUACAAGAAAAGAACUUCAUUUGACACCUCCUUCACCACUAGUCCAUAACGCUUCAGGUAACCGAAAAAGGCGUGCAUCGUCUACUACACGCGCUGAAGACGGAUUGAAUUCGAUUGUGAGCCCAGGAACUCCAAAAACUUCACGAUCAAUGAUGGUACCCCCUGCUAAGAUGCCAAAAAUGCUGGGACCACAAAACCAGUUGUCAUCUAGUCAUUAUGCUGAUAAUGAACGUCGAAUCCUGAACUCCCUUCGAGAUUACUUUGAUCAGCAAUUAGAUGAAAAGCUCGAAAAUUUAAGACGCAGGAUGGCUUACGAUUUAAAGCAGUCUAUGAAUGAGCUCAAGACCACAAUCAUUGGCACUAAUCUAGCCCCAGCUUCUGGUCCUAGCUUGCUUGAAAUACAGAAGCAGAUGUCUACGCCACUACCAUUUGAAAUGGAUGAUAAGUUCCAGGAAUACGAAGCGAUAUUGACAACGGACCCAGAUCUCGUAGAAACACUGCGAUUAUUCAUGAGAGUUUUGAUAAGCAAUAAAAAAGAGAUGAAAAUAUGUGUUUCCACUAUCCUAUCUGCGGUUCUGAGGAAGACAGUGUCACUGCACUAUUCUGGUUACGGAAAGGAAGCUGGCGGAAAGAAAAAGAAAAAUUUUUAUAACACUGCAGUAUGCAAAGUACUGAUUGAUGUGAUAAUUGAGGUAAUAGGAUCCAGCACUGAUGAGAAGAAGAUAAUGUCAGAAGUAAGUACUUGGUUGUCACGUUCUGGCGAUCGAGAGGGUGGGCGUAAGGAACGACAACGCGGGUCAAGUCAUCAUAACGAGAAUAAUUCAGUUUGUUCCUUUGAUACCAAUCGAUAAUACUUCAUUUUUCCGGGAUAAAUGGAAUUGUAAAAUCACUGUGUUAAUAUGACUCCAUUAGUUCAUUUUCGUAAUUGUAUUAGUUGUGAUAUUCUUGAUAAAAGGUACGAUUAAUAGGAAAAGUUUAUAUUAUCAAUAUAUUUUUAUCGCGAGGCGUUUCAUUGGGCAGAAUAUAUAUUAAUAUAUGAAUAUUGUUUAGUAUUCGGCUGUCAUUGAAGUAUUAAUUAUAUUUAUUAUAUUUCUCCUGGCGAGGUCGGAAAUCCAGAAGAUGGAAAUAACAAUUGGAAAAUGUGAUGUAUCUUAGCAUAAUAAA
Diachasmimorpha longicaudata is the source of this 1951-nucleotide messenger RNA. RefSeq lists its product as uncharacterized. The coding region runs from base 1 to 1638 and encodes 545 amino acids. The record is from RefSeq and is a predicted model, not a curated record. The transcript has 6 exons. NCBI's taxonomy places the organism in Eukaryota, Metazoa, Arthropoda, Insecta, Hymenoptera, Braconidae.